GUCAAAGUGGCAAGAUGGCUACCGAACUAAACAAAACUCAAAUCCUGGCCAUUUUCAAAAGAUUAAGAUCCAUUCCUACGAACAAGGCCUGCUUCGACUGUGCAGCCAAAAACCCCAGCUGGGCAAGUAUUUCACAUGGCGUGUUCCUGUGCAUCGAUUGUUCAGGAAUUCACCGUUCCCUGGGAGUCCACCUGAGCUUCAUCCGAUCUACAGAGUUAGACUCCAACUGGAACUGGUUCCAGCUCAGAUGUAUGCAAGUUGGAGGCAAUGCCAACGCUACUGCCUUCUUUCGUCAACAUGGCUGCUCAACAAAUGACACGAAUGCCAAGUAUAACAGUCGCGCGGCCCAGAUGUACCGGGACAAGAUUCGACAGCUUGCCAACACUGCCUUGUCCAAAUAUGGCAAUGAUCUGUGGAUUGACUGUUCUAGUGGAGGAACUCCAGCUGCAGCCUCCGAGGAGAAAGAGGCAGACUUCUUUGCAGAACACACACAGGCUGACAAUGACUGGAGCAUGACAGCCUCCACCCAGUCACAACAGAACGGAGCUUCUGUCAACCCACAGCUGAUAGAGGUGACUACCAAAGCCCAGGAUGCUGCCAACAGCCAACCUGAAGAAGGACCAAGUAUUGAAGGACUGAGUACGUCCCCUAAAGCCACCCUGGAGGACUCCAUGUGUUUGUCUUCGCACAAGUCCUGGAUACCCAGCGAUGUGAAGCCAUCUAUCAUUGGGAAGAAGAAGCCCAUGGCUGCUAAAAAAGGGCUUGGCACUAAAAAAGGUCUGGGUGCCCAGAAGGUGAGCAGUAAGAACUUCUCCGAGGUGGAGAAACAGGCCCAGGUGGCUGAGAAGCUGAGGGAAGAACAAGCUGCUGAAGUCAAGAAACAAGCCGAGGAGUCCAUUGUGGCUUCCAUGCGACUGGCCUACAAAGAGCUGGAGAUUGACAGGAAGCUGGAGGAGAGGAAGAUCCAGAGCAUGGAGGGCAAGAAGCGGGAGCAGGCCGAGAGACUGGGCAUGGGCUUUGGGAACAGGAGUGCCGUGUCUCACUCUGUGAUGUCAGAGAUGCAGUUGAUCGAGCAGGAGACUCCAGUAGGGGCUAAAUGUUGUCGCUCCAAACUGGACAUGUUCGACGAGCCUGGCUUCACGUCUGGACCCCCCAAGUACAAAGACAACCCAUUCUCUGUGGGAGAUACUUUUGGCUCACGGUGGGACAUGGAUGGAGGAAGCGCCUCCUGGGCCCUGGAGAAGGAGGAGCCCAAAGAGGAAGUCACCAUUUCUAGUAUACAGCCAAUAGGAGAGAGGCUUCCCAGCAGAAGGAAGGUGGAGGCUUCAGCGCCGGUGGCAGAAUCCAGCGAGGCCAGGCAGAAGUUUGCCAAUGCCAAAGCUAUCUCCUCAGACAUGUUCUUCGGGCGGGAGAGCAACGCUGAGUACGAAGCUAAGACCCGCCUGGAGAGCAUGUCGUCCAGCACCUCCAUCAGCUCAGCGGACCUCUUUGGGGACGGCAAUGAUCGCUCAGCUGGAGCGUCGGGCUUUGAAAGUGUGUUGCCCUCUGGCCCGGACAUUGCCCAGUUCAAACAGGGAGUAAAGACUGUAGCGGGCAAGAUGGCCGUCCUGGCCAAUGGUGUGAUGAACACCAUCCAGGAUCGCUACGGUUCCUACUGACCACAGCUCUGGGUUGCUUCUGCCUGUGGGAAGACAUGCUGACGGAUUGUGCAGAUCACACCGGUCUCCUGAUUGACAGCUGUGUUGGACAGGAAGAGGCAAGACUUGAGACAGGAAGAGGAGAAGACGGCGUGGGGCAGGCUGUCCACCACCACCCCUCUGCCUUUCCACCUUUAGAAACAUUUUUACAGGAGGGACAGGAUUUUGUUUUUCUCGUUUUGGUUAGCCGAUUCUUUUUUUUUUCUUUUUUAAUUUUCAUAAAGGAAAACGAUCAGAGGGUUUAGUCUUUCCUAAACCGAGAACUUUUUGGUCUUAGAUUUCAAAAUUAUUACUGUCAGAGUUAAUUUUACACUAUUUUAUUCCUUACACAUGAAUCAAAGUAUUGUUUUGGUUCAUAUCAUCAAAUAUUAAUGUUUUACUAUGUAUGGUUUGGAGAAGCAGUAUAUAUUUUUUAAUUUGAGUUGUGUUUCCUUGACAUGAACCUCGAGCGCCAGGAGACUGACGUGGUUUCUCUGUGUUAAGACUGAAGCACUUCUGGAUACAGUAUUGUCUCCUGACCUUUGGAGAAGAACGGGGGGAGAACCUCUCGUUCCUCUUGUUCUUCUAGAAGCAUGAACCAGUCGACCGGUUUUAACUCCUCGGUUCCGGAAAGGUUGUUAAAUCUUUCUUUUGCCUUCCCCUUCGUCCACUCUCAUAGAUCCAUUCGUUGGGUGGAAAAAAAAAUGCUGAGGCAGCAUCUCAGGUUUUGCAUCCGCUUGAGGUGAUGAACCCGAGUCCUCGUCGUCACACGGUUUGUCUUUGCAACACUGGCUAUGGAACCCUUUUAAGUCUCGCCGUUUGGCAGAAAAAGGCAAUAGACAGCCCGUAUAUUACGGUCCUAACCGGCCUGUUUCCCUGCAGUAGAACACAAAACACGACGCCCCAUCUUAUCCUGUGACUUACCGAGAUAACGUGAUAUAAAGACAAAAGUAUUUUUCCAUUUGGCAGAUGUGGUUGUGUGGUUUCAGCAGGCGCAGCUCGCACCCUCAACUUUCAGACAAACAGGAACCCGUCGCGUUGCACUGCACCCGAGCUGAACGUUUCUCGUGGUGUCUUCCAGACCGAUGUGACAUUCAGACCCACCCGUUUGUUCAGAGAAGCGUUAAGUUCACCCGAGUCAUCUUCUGGAGGGCAGUGGAGUUAGGAUAGACUGCCAUCUUCUCCUUUCUGCCGCCAUGCCCGUCUGUGCAUUCCCCACCCAGGAUCACCGGUCCAAAGUAACCCCAUAGAUUAAAACACAGAAAAGGACGAAACCUUCUGAAAUGAACUAUUUAUUUGUAGGUUAUGAAAAGAAACUUAAUAGAAAUGUUAAUAAAGAUUGAAAUCCUUUGCCGUCAUCUCCUCAUUGACUUUGAGGCUCCCGUUGUAUCUGACAACUGAAAUGUGUCCCAAGUUUCAUUCAAAACCCGUAAUGAGUUCAAACAACACUUGAGAGUCAUCUGGUAGAAAAAUGUUUUAAAAUAUAAAAGUCGAGGAGUUGACAUGCAGUUCCACAACUUUGACAAUACAAUUCAAUUCUGUGGCGUCAACGUCAUACUUAACAACGUGCAAUCUUGUCCAGUAGUUUCUGGACGGGGACGGAAACAUUUUGGGGAAAGUACUGAAACGGAUAAAACCAUUUGAGAACUCGCUUGAAUGUAAGAUCUGUAUAUUUUACCAUCAAGGAGUCUAACGAUCAUCUUUUCAAAUGCUUAACUUUUCAAAAGACUGGAAAAACACAAACGGAAGACUCGGGUUGCAUCCAUCCAUCCGUUAUCCAAGCCGCUUGUCCUGCUCUUGUCCUGGGUAAGACGCUAAACUGCACCUGCAGGCUGUAGAGGGGUGGCACCUUACCUCAGCAAGGGCCCUUUGGCGAAGGACGACGUCCCUACUGAUAGAUCUGGUCCUCCUGCGUGCCUGUAUGGUACUUCCCAUGGUGCCCAGUCCAGCCAACACGUUGGGAUAGGAGAAGGGAACUCUGAUUUCAAAUCCACCUGCUGCCUUGUGGGUUGAUGCCUCUUUAGGCGAAGGCUAGGAGAAGGUAACUCUGAAUUCAAAUCCCCGGGCACAGUCUACCCAGCUGUCAGUACCCGGUAAGGGUAAACCAUGGCGGCUCCGCUCGCUCAACUCGGCAGCGGUUCCAGCAACCGGCAGCUCUUGUUUUGUCAACUCGGCGGCAGCUCUGGCAAGAAGCAACAGGAUUCUUCUGCGGCCGUCUCAGCUAUGCUGUGCCACCAAACAACCGAUCGUCUUGCCAAGGGGCACUACAGAGCACCAAACAGUGUCGUCAUCUAGGGUGCAGCCUCACAUUUGAAUAUGGAGAUAGUGAAUCAUUACUGUCUUUGUAUUAAAUUGUGUUUUACUCGUUUCAGGCGAAGGUGUGUGUAUCCUGCUCUCAGGGUCACGGGGAUGCUGGAGCCUAUCCCAGUAGUCAUUGGGCGGCAGGCGGGGAGACACCCUGGACAGGCCGCCAGGCCAUCACACACACAUUCACCCCUAGGGACAAUUUAGUACGGCUGAGUCACCUGACCUACAUGUCUUUGGACUGGGAGGAAACCCACACAGACACGGGGACAACAUGCAAACUCCACACAGGGGA
Lampris incognitus (smalleye Pacific opah) is the source of this 4275-nucleotide messenger RNA. RefSeq names its product ADP-ribosylation factor GTPase activating protein 2 (gene arfgap2). Gene Ontology annotation, biological process: COPI coating of Golgi vesicle. Bases 15 to 1658 code for a protein of 547 amino acids. NCBI's taxonomy places the organism in Eukaryota, Metazoa, Chordata, Actinopteri, Lampriformes, Lampridae. Gene Ontology annotation, molecular function: GTPase activator activity. The transcript has 17 exons. The record is from RefSeq and is a predicted model, not a curated record.